Molecule: messenger RNA, 2028 nt
Organism: Recurvomyces mirabilis
Lineage: Eukaryota; Fungi; Ascomycota; Dothideomycetes; Mycosphaerellales; Teratosphaeriaceae
Exons: 3
Coding region: 1-2028 (675 amino acids)
Source: RefSeq, a predicted model, not a curated record
AUGUUGCUGGCCUUGACAUGUGGAGCACUACUGGCGACCGGACAUCACCUGUUCUACUUGAGCCUUGCUGGCGAGGUCGCUCCAACAGGGUCCUAUAAUCUCGCAGGGGCGACUGUCUCGAAACAACAAUUCAACACGGCAGCUGGGACCGCUUUUGCGUUUCUAGUCAAGGCCAUGUUGGCACUAGCUGUCACUGUGGCCUACACGCAGACGUUCUGGCGAGCUCUACAGGUGUCACACAAGGGCCUCAAGCUCCCUAGCAUCGAUACCAUGCACGGAGUGCUAGCGAAUGCUGCGGAUCUUUUCAAGGUUCACGUAUGGUGGAAACGGCCUUUGCUGCUUUUGCUAGCUAUCAUCGCAUGGUAUAUGUCAUGGUGUAUUCCGGUAGCGUCUAUUGUCACGCCUUCAACACUCUCGGUAGAGAGUGCUCUUGUUCAGCCAGCUCCUUUGAUACCGGCACAUGUGCCAAAAUUCGAUUUCGUCAACCUCAAUUUCCUUGCCGGCAUGAGAGGGAGUGGACCGAGCAACGAGAAUUAUACACAGUACUGCUAUGAAGGACCUGGCCAGCUCGUGCAAAGGAUCGCGAGCGCAGUGGCUGCACAGGGACAGAUACUGCCUAUAUCGCCGCCAGCAUCGAACACUAGCUGGACUCUAGACUACUCUGGGCCCGCUUUGCAGUGCAGCAAUGUGAUUGGCCAACAGAGGACUGCCAUCUGGGACAACAUCUUCGAAUACCUCAACAAUGCCACAAGAUGUAGGAACUCGCCGGGUUAUCUGUCUUGGGUGGAGAUCUCCCAGACGGCACCAUAUCCGUUCGCCUACAGCAACGGCAGUAUGAGACUGGCUGACUCUUCUCUAUCGAGCGGUAUCCCAACUGCCCUAUGGGUGGCCACCAUACCUGAGAUGUUCACCAGCAUUCUUAUGGGAGACGAGCUCUACCCUGGUGCCUGUAUGAUGCAAGUCCAAUUCGGCAGGGCUAAGAAUGUCAGCGAUACAAUGGGCUACAAGAAAACUGCUGAAGCUACGUAUUUUGGUAAUGCCACACUGUUGCGGUGUACAGCCCUCAACGCAUCCCAGACAGCGAGCUUCGACUACACCAAUGGCUUCCAGCAUGUUGACAGCAAGCUCACAAAUGCCACAGAAGUUGAGCCCGUUGUGCCUGUCAGCUGUGUCACAGGACCUGCCGACCUCUACCAAGGGCCAAACAGUCAUUAUACACAAGCUAUGGCAGAUUGGUCCCUGGCUAAUCUGAACAACGGUUCGUGCAGCACCCUGAACAUGAUCGGCCAGCAAUGUGUCUUCCAGCCUGACCUGGCAAAGCUGCUAUCAUACCAGGCCAUAACCGACGCUUUCAAUCGGAAGAUCAUUGGAUCGAUAGGACUGGGAGAUGGCACCACAACUGUACCUACUCUGACAACCACGUCUGCGAUAACCGAGAGCAUAUUGAUGGAUACUGCGGAGCUUGACUUUGUUGCGCGCUGGCGCUUCGGCAGCACACUUGACCCUAACUCGGUAGGCUUAGAUCUGCAAUCCAUGGUCCAGGCUGGGAGGGGCACGUUGAUGUCAGGCUUGGUGAGUACGAACACGACUGGGACACGCGGCAACCUUCAGAAGACGCUGGAAGAGCUUUUCCAGAAUAUCACACUGAGUCUCCUGAGCGAGCAGUAUCUACAAGCAAAUGCCUCCUCACCAUACGCCUCGCCGGCCUUGAUCAAUGUUGCACUUCAGACAUACCGAAACACAUACGUCUACUCGAGAACGACACUGUGGAUCGCAUACGGCUUAGCUUUGCUGUUCGCCGCGCUCGCUGUCACGAUCGGGCUCGCGUCGAUACUGCUCAUGGGCAGUGCUUUUGAGAACACCUUCUCUACGAUAGUUCGUGUGGGUCGUAUCAGCAUGGUGACGGAAGAUAUCGACGAAUGUGACGGCAGGGGUACUGCACCAUUGCCUGGACACCUUCGGAAGGCUAGGAUGGUUAUGGAUGAGAAUGGUCCGACGUUGAUACAAGAGGUCGUAAAGUGUAAAUGA